Messenger RNA from Oncorhynchus kisutch (coho salmon), 1290 nucleotides. Its product is annotated as basic salivary proline-rich protein 2-like. NCBI's taxonomy places the organism in Eukaryota, Metazoa, Chordata, Actinopteri, Salmoniformes, Salmonidae. The transcript is spliced from 2 exons. Bases 1 to 1290 code for a protein of 429 amino acids. The record is from RefSeq and is a predicted model, not a curated record.
AUGCCGCUACCGGGAACAGCACCACAGGAGACCUGCAGAGACAGCACCACAGGAGAGCUGCGGAGACAGCACCACAGGAGACCUGCAGAGACAGCACCACAGGAGACCUGCGGAGACAGCACCACAGGAGACCUGCAGAGACAAACACACAAACAAGAUGUUGGCACUACCCAAAAGGAGACCCCAGGGCUCUACCCAAAAGGAGACCCCAGGGCCCUACCCAAAAGGAGACCCCAGGGCUCUACCCAAAAGGAGACCCCAGGGCCCUACCCAAAAGGAGACCCCAGGGCUCUACCCAAAAGGAGACCCCAGGGCUCUACCCAAAAGGAGACCCCAGGGCUCUACCCAAAAGGAGACCCCAGGGCCCUACCCAAAAGGAGACCCCAGGGCCCUACCCAAAAGGCUGUCCCCAGGGCUCAAAAGGCUAUCCCCAGGCCCUACCCAAAAGGCUGUCCCCAGGCCCUACCCAAAAUGCUGUCCCCAGGCCCUACCCAAAGUGCUGUCCCCAGGCCCUAUCCAAAAGGAGGCCCCAGGGCCCUACCCAAAAGGCUGUCCCCAGGCCCUACCCAAAAGGCUGUCCCCAGGGCUCUACCCAAAAGGCUGUCCCCAGGGCUCAAAAUGCUGUCCCCAGGCCCUACCCAAAAGGCUGUCCCCAGGGCUCAAAAGGCUGUCCCCAGGCCCUACCCAAAAGGCUGUCCCCAGGCACUACCCAAAAGGCUGUCCCCAGGGCUCAAAAGGAGACCCCAGGGCUCUACCCAAAAGGCUGUCCCCAGGGCUCUACCCAAAGUGCUGUCCCCAGGCCCUACCCAAAAUGCUGUCCCCAGGCCCUACCCAAAAGGCUGUCCCCAGGGCCCUACCCAAAAGGAGGCCCCAGGGCCCUACCCAAAAGGAGACACCAGGGCCCUACCCAAAAGGCUGUCCCCAGGGCCCUACCCAAAAGGCUGUCCUCAGGCCCUACCCAAAAGGCUGUCCCCAGGGCCCUACCCAAAAGGAGACCCCAGGGCCCUACCCAAAAGGAGACCCAGGGCCGUACCCAAAAGGCUGUCCCCAGGCCCUACCCAAAAGGAGACCCCAGGGCCCUACCCAAAAGGCUGUCCCCAGGCCCUACCCAAAAGGCUGUCCCCAGGGCCCUACCCAAAAGGCUGUCCCCAGGGCCCUACCCAAAAGGCUGUCCCCAGGGCCCUACCCAAAAGGAGACCCCAGGGCCCUACCCAAAAGGCUGUCCCCAGGGCCCUACCCAAAAGGAGACCCCAGGGCCUGGGGACAGGCAGAGUCAGACCUCUAUCCUGA